Molecule: messenger RNA, 2121 nt
Organism: Lytechinus pictus (painted urchin)
Lineage: Eukaryota; Metazoa; Echinodermata; Echinoidea; Temnopleuroida; Toxopneustidae
Product: late histone H1
Exons: 1
Coding region: 34-666 (210 amino acids)
Biological process (GO): chromosome condensation; nucleosome assembly; negative regulation of DNA recombination
Cellular component (GO): nucleosome; nucleus
Molecular function (GO): structural constituent of chromatin; double-stranded DNA binding; nucleosomal DNA binding
Source: RefSeq, a predicted model, not a curated record
GUGACAACACGGCCGGAAUCUAUCUCACUCACCAUGUCUGCCGCCAAGCCAAAAACCGCAAAGAAGGCCCGUGCUGCCCCAGCACACCCACCUACCUCUCAGAUGGUAGUUGCUGCUAUCACAGCCCUGAAGGAGCGUGGUGGUUCCUCAAACCAGGCCAUCAAGAAGUACAUCGCUGCCAACUACAAGGUUGACAUCAACAAGCAGGCUACUUUCAUCAAGCGUGCCCUGAAGGCUGGUGUUGCCAAUGGUACCCUCGUCCAAGUCAAAGGAAAGGGAGCCAGUGGAUCUUUCAAGCUCGGCAAGGUCAAGGCUGGCAAGACCGAGGCCCAGAAGGCCCGUGCUGCCGCCAAGAAGGCCAAGCUUGCUGCCAAGAAGAAGGAACAGAAGGAGAAGAAGGCUGCUAAGACCAAGGCCAGGAAGGAGAAACUAGCCGCCAAGAAGGCUGCAAAGAAGGCCGCCAAAAAGGUUAAGAAGCCCGCCGCCAAGGCCAAGAAGCCAGCUAAGAAGGCAGCCAAGAAGCCCGCCGCCAAGAAGGCAGCCAAGAAGCCCGCCGCUAAGAAGCCAGCUAAGAAGGCCGCCAAGAAGCCUGCUGCUAAGAAGGCCGCCAAGCCAGCAAAGAAGGCAGCCAAGAAGCCCGCCGCCAAGAAGGCAGCCAAGAAGUAAAUUCUUAGCGCCACUUGGUGUAUUGAGCUUUUUCAGCUCCACCCCAACGGCUCUUAUCAGAGCCACCCAAACUUCAAGAAAGAAUUCAAAUUGUUUAUCCUCUUUUUUUUCUUUAGUCUUAAUGUCAUUUUUUAGUGCCUUUUCUAAUCUAUGUAAUGUGUAAACUUAGGGUUGGGUUAAUUCUUAAGAGCCUCUCUAUAAAAGCGUGAUAGCUGUUAACAUUCAUUGCCAUAAUGGAUAUUCAUAUUUCAAAUAAAAAAAAGGAACAUAAUGGAUUGGUUUGGUCAGGAUUAUUAUUCGAAAACUAAAUAUAGUAGAAGCGCCAUUCCGAGGUAUCUUUUUACCGGGAAAUCUCAAUCUAUAAACGGAGAAGACAUUCCCUCAUUGCACCGAUAUUAUGGCGAUAUCCUAUGCAUUGGGGGUAGCUAAAUUGAAUGGCCCGCCAAAUACGAAUCGAUAAACAGAGAUGUAAACAAUAAGAAGCAGUUCGGGUCCUUUUGUGAAACGGAAGGGGGGGGGGGGAACAAACUAAAAACCGUGAGCACUGGAGGGGAACAACGUACGCAGGCUCGGCGGGUAAACAGAAGGGUCAUUAUUGAUUGGUAUGAAAAUAAUGAAACAGCGGGAAAGCAUUAAUUUCUGAUAGAUGAAUGAAUGUAUAUGCUCCACUCACGCUCAUACAAUUUUUUAAGGAAGUCCAGAUUUCCUUUAAUAUUGAUUGAAAAAAUGCAUAAAUCCUACAAAUUAGUAAUCGUUUGUACAUGAUGGGGGGGGGGGGCGAUGGGGGUGUCACAAACAAGCCUGGGAUUUGUCCCUACAGUGGAUCGCCCCGGUCCAUCCCAAGACAUGCCCACCCCCAAAAAAAUCACCUCUAGGGAAUAUGUCGUAUAAUGCAGCUUCUCAUGUUUUCGAGUGCUCUGAAAUUAUUUUUUUUCUAAUAUACUAUUCGACAAUUUUCUGGAUCACCCUCCAAUAAGAAUAAAUAAAAAGGCAAUAACAUCCCACCACCAAAAAAAAAAUAAUGAUAAUAAUUAUAUCUCCGGGCCCUGGGAACGAUACGGGCAGAAAACUGAAAACAAACAGAACAAAUUUCUGCUUAAUCUUGUUUGCAAUGCCCAUGCAUAUUGGGCAUGUUGGAACCUGAAUACGAUUUAUCCCAAAUGACGAUGAUGAUAACAACAACAAUAAUAAAAACAAUAAUAUCAUAAAAGUGUUGACAGUGAUAACAAUAAUUACAAAGUUUGAUUCAAGAUGAAAUUGUUGUGGCAGUUUAUUAACAAAAUACUAGUAUAUCAAACGUUGAUCUAUUACCCAUUUCCACAUCCAGGUACAGAUUUUUCUUCCAUUAAAACAAAACACUUAUGGAUAUAUAAAUAGAUUUAGUCUUGACAAUCAAGACUAAAUAUAUUGAUUGAGGAACAGGGCUCAGUAACUAUGCGUUUCCUUUCCCGAAUG